This is a messenger RNA of Staurois parvus, 435 nucleotides long. NCBI's taxonomy places the organism in Eukaryota, Metazoa, Chordata, Amphibia, Anura, Ranidae. The record is from the annotation of a GenBank genome assembly.
UGGGCCCCUGUACCGCCUCCUCAUGCUGCUGCCAGGCCCGUAAUCUGCCAUGGGCCCUGUACCGACUCCUCAUGCUGCUGCCAGGCCCGUAAUCUGUCAUGGGCCCCUGUACCGCCUCCUCAUGCUGCUGCCAGGUCCAGAGUGUGUCAUGGGUCCCUGUACGGCCUCCCAUUGCUGCUGUCUCCAUCGCCACACUCUGCCAUGUGCCACUUUCAGGUCUCCUCACACUGCUGGUGGGUUCCAUUUUUUGUCAUAGGGUGCUGUAUGGCCUCCCAUUGCUGCUGCCUCCACCGCCACACUGUGGCUCCACACUCUGGUUUUGGCCCCGUGAAUGCCCAAAUGAGUGAAGUGUGCGGUGAUUCUAAGAUCGACGGCACUCAUCUGCAUGUCAUACUGACUGACAGUAUUAUUUUCUCUUCCCCAGCAGGCUCCAAG